GUUUGUACUUGUUGGUUUUUCGGAAUCCAAGCAAAUUUGAUUUUUAUUCACUUGUUACUGAAGCUCCCGAAUGGCUUUAAUUAUGCGCUUCGAAGAAUUUCUACAUUUGCCCAAUUUUUUCUAUCGUUGUGUUGGCCUUGUACUGUGGGGUCCAAGUGGCGGUCUGUGGCAACGUUUAUUCUUUCAUUUUUCUGUACACAAUCUAUUUUUAACUUUCCUCGCCGAACUAUACUUCAUCGUGGUAUCAUUCAAAACUGAUCUCAUCGAAGCCACCAUGAGCCUUUCCUAUGCCUCUUAUGUCGCUGUUGCUUUAGUGAAGUACUAUUACAUGCUACGCAGAAAGAAGAAUAUGAUCAUAUUUUUACAACGCCUAGAAGUCAUUUUCCCACGCACAAAAUUACAGCAAGAAAGUUUACGUCUGAGCCAUUAUCUGCAAUUGAGCAAAUUCGUGACGAAAAGUUACACAGCCAUGUAUAUGGUACUCAUAUCGAUAUACAAUCUCUACGCGAUUGGGACUCGUUUGAUCUAUACGAAUUGGUUGCACGUGAAUGUUAUUGAUCCAACCUUGCCCUAUAGUGCCUCCUAUCCGUGGAAUUGGCACGAUCAUUGGAGCUACUAUGUUUUGUAUGUGUCACAAGGUUUGGCUGGCUGGCAUGCGACUUGCACACAGAUGGCGCUCGACUUAUUGCUCUGCACAUCGGCUACGCAAUUGAUAAUGCAUUACGAUUACAUUUCACUUAGCUUGGAGAAGCAUAAGUCGAAAUACGCCGAGGUAUAUGCACUGGAUGUACCGCAGAGAGUUCGCGUGGUUAUGGAGCUGAAAGCAUUUCAUGAGGAUAUGCAGUAUAUUUCGGGUAUCGUGGCUUAUCAUGCGGAAUUGUUGAGCUUGUCACAGCUCUUGAACGAAUUGUUUGGCGUGCCCCUGCUUGUCAAUUUGUUUACCUCAUCGGCGCUUAUUUGUUUCCUCGGCUUUCAGUUGUCAGUUACCCGACAACUUGACUUGCUCAUCAAGAUUGCACUCUUCUUUUUCGGCUCCAUAUUACAGGUCUAUCUAAUCUGUCAUUUUGGGCAGUUGCUAACUGAUUCGAGCACAAAUGUGGUAAAUGCUGUAUACUUUCACGACUGGAUUCAUGCUGAUAUUCGCUACCAAAAAAUGCUUAUAUUGAUAGCUAAGCGCGCACAGAGACCAGCCAUUUUAAAUGCAACAAAUUUUAUAAGCGUUUCGCGUGGCACCAUGACCGAUAUAAUGCAGUUAUCUUAUAGAAUCUUCGCACUCAUACGAACUAUGUACAACGAAUGA
Molecule: messenger RNA, 1300 nt
Organism: Anastrepha obliqua
Lineage: Eukaryota; Metazoa; Arthropoda; Insecta; Diptera; Tephritidae
Product: odorant receptor 85c-like
Exons: 5
Coding region: 71-1300 (409 amino acids)
Biological process (GO): sensory perception of smell; detection of chemical stimulus involved in sensory perception of smell
Cellular component (GO): plasma membrane
Molecular function (GO): odorant binding; olfactory receptor activity
Source: RefSeq, a predicted model, not a curated record